Camelus dromedarius (Arabian camel) is the source of this 2007-nucleotide messenger RNA. It is a transcript of the gene TMEM163, whose product is annotated as transmembrane protein 163. Bases 222 to 1040 code for a protein of 272 amino acids. The record is from RefSeq and is a predicted model, not a curated record. Gene Ontology annotation, molecular function: zinc ion binding. The transcript has 9 exons. Gene Ontology annotation, cellular component: synaptic vesicle membrane. NCBI's taxonomy places the organism in Eukaryota, Metazoa, Chordata, Mammalia, Artiodactyla, Camelidae.
GUAAAGUCCGAGGAAGCAACAGGAAGAGCAAGAUAGACUAAGUAAAGAGAAAAUAACGGGAUGGGUGUAGUUUAGCAAAAAUUAAAUCAGCACAAAUUACGUGCCAAUAAUCAACUCUUGAUUUUCUGGACUAAUGGAAAUGAGAAGAAGGAUGAGUGAAUCCAAACCAAGAGAGUAAUUUUGAAAAAUUAUACUUGAUUUUAGAAUUCAGCCAGAGGUACAUGAACCACAGAUGUUCACCACCCCUCCCAGGACCAAGUUCAUUUUCAGCAGCCCAAGCGAGACGACUGGAAAUGAAGCUUACUAGAAAGCAGCACUCGACUAAAACCUCACGAAGCCCAGAACUACAGAAAGAAGGCAUUGUGGGUCUCCUGGUUCUCCAUUAUUGUCACACUGGCCCUGGCGGUGGCUGCCUUCAGCUGCUCAGGGCUACAUCUGAAGUCUCACCCUCAAGCCUGCCGGGUCGGCCACGUCCCCAGAGGGGCCAGGCAGCUGUCUCCGUUAUGAGGUACAGCGCCUCUGCUUUUGGGUUUGCAUUUGAUGCCAUCCUUGACGUCCUGUCGUCAGCAAUUGUCCUGUGGCGUUACAGCAACGCGGCCGCUGUACACUCUGCCCAUAGGGAAUACAUAGCCUGUGUCAUCUUGGGGGUGAUAUUCCUGCUGUCAUCCAUAUGCAUAGUGGUCAAAGCCAUCCAUGACCUCUCCACGAAGCUGCUCCCAGAAGUGGAUGAUUUCCUGUUCAGCGUCUCCAUUUUAAGUGGGAUCCUAUGCAGCAUCCUGGCCGUGCUGAAGUUCAUGCUGGGGAAGGUGCUGACCAGCAGAGCGCUCAUAACGGAUGGGUUUAACUCCCUGGUCGGGGGGGUGAUGGGCUUCUCCAUCCUUCUGAGCGCGGAGGUGUUCAAGCACAACUCGGCGGUCUGGUACCUGGAUGGCAGCAUCGGUGUACUCAUCGGCCUCACCAUAUUUGCCUACGGGGUUAAGCUCCUCAUCGAUAUGGUGCCCAGGGUGAGGCAGACGCGCCACUACGAGAUGUUUGAGUGAAGGGACCAGAGCCGGCCGCCCAGCAUCUGCAGGACGGCUGUCAGGACGACGAGAGGUCACCACCCAGGCAGACGGUGCCAACGUUUCACUGAACAUCCAAUCUCUUUUUUGGAAAGCGCGUGCCCACGGGAACGAGUUCUACCCAGCAGGUCGGACGGCACCGCUCCCCGCUCCCUCCACCGCCCCCGCCAAACACCCCAGGACAAGGUGCACGGAGGCGGGGAGAGGGUCCCCACCUCCAGAGGGAGCGGACCUUUUCUAUCUUCUGUGGUAAGAAGUGUCUGGUGGGUAAGAAAGAUAAGAGCUCUGCUUGGCAGAAAGCCCUUCUGUGGUGCUCCAAGCCUGAAAUGGGUAGCAACUGACCAGACCCACCUCCUUGGGACUCCACGUGGGCCCCGCCACCUCGUAUUCCAGAGUCUCCCGUCCCCUGGCAGAUUUUAAGAGAAGACCGUACCCUUCUGUCCAUUAGUAUAUAUCUCACUUCCUAAUUUCUAUCAGUGUAUUUCAUUAGUUUCAUACUGUUUUACUAAUCCUGGAUUGAAACAACAGAUUUGUUCAAAAGGAGACCAUUCUAUUUUUAAAGUCCUUAGUGAUAGAUGUAUGAGCUUUGCAUGGUCGAACUCAGCAGCACACGACCCUUUCUUGUACAGUCAGAACCUGAACAUAACAUGGAAAAACAGGAUCCACUUUGGGGCGAUGUGAAACUACAGUGUAUUUGUAAUAAAUGACUCUGUAGCCUACCCUGCGAUGCAUAGAUCUAUAUGCUGUGUCACGUGGCCAUGGUGCAUUACAGUUUGUGCGAUGGCUUACCGCUCUGUAAGGAACAAGAUGUUCCCUCGGUUUACGUCAUGUUAGUCGUAGAUUCUGUAAGAACGUCCCCCAACACGCACUAUUCUGUACCUCUGUCUAGCACUGCUGCUGUGCAGGGGACGGUGUCUGACCAAUAAAGACCUUUCCCUGUUUUGUA